Molecule: messenger RNA, 470 nt
Organism: Monoraphidium neglectum
Lineage: Eukaryota; Viridiplantae; Chlorophyta; Chlorophyceae; Sphaeropleales; Selenastraceae
Exons: 1
Source: RefSeq, a predicted model, not a curated record
UACCUGGGAGCCGCCCUGUUUGCUCUCCUUAUCGCCCGCCGCCGCGACUUUGGGCUGCGAGAAGCCCUUGAGGCCGCGGCAGACGCGCCGCUCGCAAACAGCAGCGGCAGCGGCGGCGGCGGCGGCGCCUGGGCAGCCGGGGACGGCGGCGGCAAGUGGCAGGGUGCGUCAGACCUGGAGCUGGACGUGAAGUCUUCGGGGGACUUGAGCGCCGCGGCGGACGCCAUCGGGGUCGGCGUCAGCGCGUGCGGCGUCAACGGGUACGAGGAGCCGCUGCUGGGCGCCGACGGCGGCGGGCUCGCGGGGCCGCGGGCGCACCACCGGCCGGCGGCCGCGGCCGCCGUUGGCGGCGGCCUCCUGCCGCCCGGCCCGCUGAAAGCCCGGUACAGCGGAAAGGGCGCGCGGAGGGGCGGGGCCAGGGGCCUGACGCUGCGUCGCAAGGUGGUGCUGCUGCUGUGGUCCCUCCCCUG